This is a messenger RNA of Carassius gibelio (silver crucian carp), 1783 nucleotides long. Its product is annotated as NK1 transcription factor-related protein 1-like. NCBI's taxonomy places the organism in Eukaryota, Metazoa, Chordata, Actinopteri, Cypriniformes, Cyprinidae. Gene Ontology annotation, cellular component: nucleus. Gene Ontology annotation, molecular function: DNA-binding transcription factor activity, RNA polymerase II-specific; RNA polymerase II cis-regulatory region sequence-specific DNA binding. The record is from RefSeq and is a predicted model, not a curated record. Gene Ontology annotation, biological process: regulation of transcription by RNA polymerase II; cell differentiation. The coding region runs from base 140 to 1261 and encodes 373 amino acids. The transcript has 2 exons.
GACCGGCUGGCUCAACUUCUGACCAGAAUCAUUAAGUAGCAGACUGCACUUAUUUGAUGUCUUUUCACCAGUAUGUGUCCUGUUGAAUAAAGAACGGCGAAAAACAACAGAAGUCAGCUGUGCUGCCCUCUGGAGAGCUAUGAACCGGGAUAAAGUGCAGGUUGGCGAAUCCAUCCUACCUGCCGCUGUCGGCGUGAUCGUGGUCGCUCCUCUAGACGGCAUGGACGACAAGCGGCUCGCGUCCGGAGAAUUGCCAGUGUUUAACUGCGCCGGAGGGAGAGAUGCUUUACCGGCGGAGAGUCGAGAAUCCUCACCGAGACACGAGCCCGCACCCGCGGGCGCGCCUCCUGCCGUCCAUAGGACAACCUCGUUCUCUGUUUUGGACAUUUUGGACCCCAAUAAAUUUACUAGUAAGAGGCAAACACCUAACAGGACAGGUUGUGAUUUCACGUUUGGUGCGGAAAACAGAAACGACGACUCAAAUCACACGAUCGACCACAAGUCUUAUCAAGAGGACUACGAGUGUAAAAAAACAGGAAUUUUAAAAGACGGAUUUGUGUUCCGAUCAGAUGAAUGUGAGACUGAUUUUACCCGAGGGAAUCAGUCCGACUGCGAGCUGCAGGAGGAUCUGUGUAGUGAUGAGAGCAGCGCCCUGAAUGGAAACAACGACGCAGAGUUUGGGCAGCAUGAGGACGACGACUCACUUAAUAAAAGUCCAGAUGGACAGCAGACACAACAGUCCUCACCAAACGGACAAAAUCACUCGGUCAAACCCAAACGUAAGCGCUCCGGUUCAGACUCAAAGUCUGGCAAACCCAGAAGGGCCCGGACUGCGUUCACAUACGAGCAGCUGGUGGCUCUGGAGAACAAAUUUAAGUCGACGCGAUACCUGUCCGUGUGCGAACGCCUCAACCUGGCGCUGUCUUUAAGCUUGACAGAGACUCAGGUGAAAAUAUGGUUUCAGAACCGCCGGACCAAGUGGAAGAAACAGAACCCAGGGGCGGACACGAGCGCACCGACCAGCGGGAACGGAGGAGGACCGAACGGACCGAGCAACGUACUGGGCAGCUUGAGUCCUCUGAGCCCGUCUCCACCUAUGAGCGGUCAUCUGUCCAUGCACACCAGCUAUCCGGGUCACACGCCAGGAGGACUCGUCUGCACCACUCAGUUACCCUUUCUGCCGGGUCACGCGGUACUGUCACCCUUCAUGCUCGGCUCUCAGACUUACGGAGCUCCCACAUUUUACGCGCCGCACUUAUAAGAAAUCAUCUUUAGGAGAUCUGGUCCUGGAUCGGAAGAAACAGAGUGUCCGUUCAAAUCCGGUACAGAACAUUUUUAACUUGAAGCACUAUGCUGUCACACACCUGCAAAGACAUUUGAUCGGUUUGUCUUAAAAACUGAGAUGUAGCAACCAUUCUGCACUGUGGCAAGUCGCCAAUCGAGUUUAGGAAUCAUCUUCUCAUGUCCGGCAAUUCGUGCUAAAAUUUUGAUUUAAUAUCAAUAUGCUUCAUAUUUUGAUAAAAUGUGAAUAUUUCUCACGGUCAAACUGUAUAUAUUCAGUUAUUAUGAAAUGUGUUUAGACAUUAACUUUGAAUGCAAAUGUAGUAGGGAAUUAAAUAAUAUGUACUGAAACAAAGAAUAAGAUUGGACUAAAAUCGUGUAAACAUAAGCCUAAUGAAAAGGUUUUUUAUUUUAUUAUUCUUUCUCUUUUUUUCCCCUUUUUUUGUGGGCCAUAUUAUUUAAUUUUGACGUUGCAUAGACUAUGCUAUUAUUUAAUUGUUUG